Molossus molossus (Pallas's mastiff bat) is the source of this 3723-nucleotide messenger RNA. It is a transcript of the gene FAN1, whose product is annotated as FANCD2 and FANCI associated nuclease 1. The transcript is spliced from 14 exons. Gene Ontology annotation, molecular function: 5'-flap endonuclease activity; 5'-3' exonuclease activity; flap-structured DNA binding. Gene Ontology annotation, cellular component: nucleus. Lineage: Eukaryota; Metazoa; Chordata; Mammalia; Chiroptera; Molossidae. Gene Ontology annotation, biological process: interstrand cross-link repair. The record is from RefSeq and is a predicted model, not a curated record. The coding region runs from base 279 to 3347 and encodes 1022 amino acids.
AGCUGCAGUCGGGGCGCCAAGCACGUGUACAGAGGCCACGACCCUGGCUCUUCUCUGUGUCGGGAACAGUUACCGAUACACUGGUCUUAAAAAAGAUCCGGAGCAGCCCAGUGGUCCCUCUUUGGAAAGGAAGAAGAAAUUGACUGAACGAAUAACAUGAAGGCAAAUAGAAGCCCACUUCUUAUUUCAAGUCCCGGAAGUAAAAGCAAAGUAUUGCUGUAUUUCUGCAGUGAUUUCCUUUGUUUUAUUACCUGAGACACCCAGCUUUCCUAACAGUCAUGAUGCCAGGAGGGGACUCGCCUCUGAAAAAAAGGCCCCGGAGAAGUUUGUCAAGCAGCAGGGCUAAAAAAAAGGAAUCUAAGUCUAUUGUUUUGUUUUUUAACAAUGUACCACCUGCUAAACUUGCCUGCCCGGCUUGUAGUAAAAUGGUGCCAAGAUAUGACUUAAACCGGCACCUUGAUGAGAUGUGUGCUGACCAUGAUGACAUCACUCCUGUUGACCCUGGGCAUGGUGGCUUAAUGAAUUCAAAUGUGUCCACUGUAGAAAUAACUAAUAUUGCCGUAGAAGAUGUCACACCAGAUAAGUUGUCGCCAUCAAAGACAAAUUUAACCACUGACCAGAGUGAUUCAGCAAAAACGGGCUUAAACAAGCAGACCAGUCCCUACUUUAAAAGUAAUGAUGUGGUGUGCAAAACUCAGGAUGAGCUGAGACCUCAUAAUGUCAAAGUCAUUCCUUUGGGAAGUCUGUCAUCUAAAUUAUCCAGAAGAUACAAAAAGGCGAAAAGAUCAAUAGAGGAAAACGACUUUGCCGGUCAUACUCCACAGAGUCCCUCAGCCACGGUGGCCGGGAUGGUUGAUAACUGUUCAGAGAUUGAGGACAAGGAUCAGCUUUUGGAGAACAGUUCUCAAAAGGAAAACCUGUUUACCUGUGACUCGCCUAAGGGACAAAAUACUGAGAAUACCAUAGAAGGCACUAAAUUAAUGGCAGCUGCAAACCAGAAACCUACCCAGCAAUGUGGGAGGUCCACCCUCACUCCUGCAUUUGCAGAUAAUGCUCCUAUGUUCUCAUGGGAAUUAACCCCUGGGAACAAAGUACAGUCUAUAUCGGAGGACAGUCUGGCAAAGCAGGAGACAACCAAACGAGUAGGUGGUGAAGGGGCUGGAAAACCUGAGGCUGAUAUUGGUGAAGAAGUCGAACUGACUGUAGUUACAGAAGCUAAGACACAGAUGUCCAGUCCGGAGGCACAAGCUCAGAGUUGUGCAUGUGAUGCUUCUAAAUGGAGUGACAUCCAGAACCACCCUCUGGAAGGUGACAGUGGCUUAAAGCAUGAAAUCACUGGCCCAGUUCCUUUGGAGCAGGGGUCAAGCUCUCAUGCUCCUGGGAAAACAACUCCCGCACUGCCCAGUCAUCCUUACUAUCUUCGGAGUUUCCUUGUGGUGCUCGGAGCCGUCUUUGAGAACGAAGAUGACAGGAUGCUCUUCGAUGAACACGAGAAGGGAAUUGUAACUAAAUUUUAUCAAUUAUCAGAGAGUGGUCAGAAGUUGUAUGUGAGACUUUUCCAACGUAAAUUCGGCUGGAUUAAGACGCACAAAUUGGAGUAUGAAGAGAUUGGCCCUGACCUAACCCCUGUGGUCGGAGAACUGAAACAGGCCGGCUUUCUGCAGACAGAAUCUGAGUUGCAAGAACUCUCUGAAGUGCUUGAACUACUUUCUGCUCCUGAGCUGAAAACCUUGGCCAAGACCUUCCACUUGGCCAACCCCAACGGACAGAAACAGCAGCUGGUGGACGCCUUGCUCAGACUGGCCAGACAGCCUUCCGUCUGCACGUGGGCCGGGAAUCCGCCGGGCGUCGGGGCCGUGAUUCUGAAAAGGGCCAAGGACAUGGCAGGCCCGUCGCUGAGAGUGUGUGAAGGCCCCCGGGCCGUGUUUUCCCGGGCCCUGCUGCUCUUUAACUUGACCGAACCCCUGGAAGAGGAGGAAGCCGCCUGCGGGGGGCAGAGCCAGCUCGCGACGGUGCUGCUGGUCAGCCUGGGCCGCGUGGCCUUCCCUCAGUACACCGUGCGCCGGGAAACCCGCAUCUUCCAGGACAGGGAGGACCUCCUCAGGUAUGCAGCUGCCGCCCACAUGCUGAGUGACAUCUCCACCGCCAUGGCCAGUGGGGACUGGAAAGAAGCCUAUGAGCUCUCCCAACGCGCCAGGAAGGAGUGGAAUGAGCUGAAACACCACCCUUCCCUGAGGCCCCACGAGGACUUGCCCCUCUUUCUCCGGCGCUUCACCGUCGGGUGGGUCUAUACGCGGAUUCUGUCUCGGGCCGUCGAAAUCUUGCAGCGACUUCACAUGUAUGAGGAAGCCGUCAAGGACCUCGAGGACCUCUUGUCCCAGAAAACCUACUGUCCUGACAGCAGAGGCCGGUGGUGGGACCGGCUGGCUCUCAACCUGCACCAGCACCUGAAACGCCCCGAACUGGCCGUCAGGUGCAUCGCAGAGGGGCUGGCGGACCCCGCCGUGCGGACGGGCCACCGCCUGUCCCUGUAUCAGAGGGCGCUGCGCCUCAGAGCGUCCCCCCGCUGCCGGGGACUCGGACACCUCUUCCGUCAGCUGUCGGAGGUCACCGUGCGCGACGUGAAGCACGUGACCAUCACGGGUCGGCUGUGCCCGCAGCACGGGAUGGGCAAGUCCGUGUUUGUGCUGGAGGCCGAGGGAGCCGCCGCCCCCACCACCGUCCUGUGCUCCGUGGAGGAGCUGGCGCUGGCCCAUUACCGACGCAGCGGCUUCGACCAAGGGAUCCAUGGGGAAGGGUCCACCUUUAUCACACUGUACGGCCUCCUCCUGUGGGACAUCAUCUUCAUGGACGGGAUACCAGACGUCUUCAGAAAUGCCUACCAGGCAUUUCCGCUGGACUUGUGGACGGACAGUUUCUUCACCAGCAGGGAGCCAGCCAUCGAGGCCAGGCUGCAGCUGAUCCACGCCGCCCCCGCCGAGCACCUGCGAGCCCGGGUGGCAGCCACGUGGCAGGCUCAGGAAGGCACAGCGGCUUCUGUCGUCAGCUGGGAUCGCUUCGCUUCUCUUCAGCAAGCUCAGGACCUGGUUUCCUGCUUGGGGGGCCCUGUCCUCAGUGGGGUGUGCCGGCGCCUGGCUGCAGACUUUCGACACUGCCGAGGAGGCCUCCCUGACCUGGUGGUGUGGAACUCCCAGAAUCAUCGCUGCAAGCUGGUGGAAGUCAAGGGCCCCAGUGACCGCCUUUCCCAUAAGCAGAUGAUCUGGCUGGACGAGCUGCAGAAGCUGGGGGCUGACGUCGAGGUCUGCCACGUGGUUGCCGUCGGAGCUAAGAGCAGAGGCCUUACCUAAGAGCCAUGGAACUGGGAGCACGUGGUCACACACGGAGCCAACGUUUUCAAAAGCAUAAGCGUUUAACUACAUUGAAUUCUGACUUUGUUACUGCCAGUAAUAAACCUGAGCGCGAACUUGGUAUUGGCUUGAAAACACUCAUUCCACACAGCAGGUGGAGACAUCUGUUAUUAGACUCGCUGAAAAAGCCCCAACCAACGGGACGGCUCACAGCUUGUAUGGAAGCAGCAAGCACAAUGUUGCUUUCUUGCUCUGUGAUUACCCAAGGGUGUAAGUGGUUGAAAUUCUGAUUUCUUUGGGAAUUAAAAAUUAAAUUCUUAGGAAGUUCCUUAUUCCAUCAGUCAAUGUUUUCCCUUAUUAAUCGGGCCUGUCACCA